This is a messenger RNA of Harpegnathos saltator (Jerdon's jumping ant), 1682 nucleotides long. RefSeq names its product Sideroflexin-1-3 (gene Sfxn1-3). Bases 270 to 1274 code for a protein of 334 amino acids. NCBI's taxonomy places the organism in Eukaryota, Metazoa, Arthropoda, Insecta, Hymenoptera, Formicidae. Gene Ontology annotation, cellular component: mitochondrial inner membrane. Gene Ontology annotation, biological process: serine import into mitochondrion; monoatomic ion transport. Gene Ontology annotation, molecular function: monoatomic ion transmembrane transporter activity. The transcript has 4 exons. The record is from RefSeq and is a predicted model, not a curated record.
UCUGGAGCUGGUCAGUUGGCUGGGAGCUGGGUGAACAGCCUGUCCCGUGCUAGAGAGCGACACGUAUGUCGUCUCUGUGGAGCCUGACGGACUGCUGGCAAGUGCGCAGGUACUCGUCGCAGAUGCAAGCAGCGUCGGCUCUUUAACUCACUGUGCUGCUGACGGUGAAAAAGCGGCCAGCAGGUGGAGGAGGAGGAACGCACGAGGAAGCGACCAGGUGGGGAAGUCGUGGGUCGUAGCAUCGACGAGGUGAACACUCGUGGCGAAAGAUGCCGGUGCCAACGGAGAGUCUGGAGGAGACACCCUCCAUGCGGAGAAUAAAUAUCGAUCGACCGUACUGGGAUCAGAGCACCUACCGCGGUAGGGCCCUGCACUUCCUCACGGUAACGAAUCCGCUCAAUAUCUUCGCCACGAAGAAGGAACUUGAGCGCGCGCGCGAGGUCGUCAAGAAAUACAGAGAAAGCGACGACGGGGACCUGGAAAAGUUUGAAAUAGCCGAGAAGGAAUUAUGGCGACACAAAUAUCUUUACGACAGCGCUUUUCAUCCCGACACCGGCGAGAAGAUGCUGCUGAUAGGUCGUAUGAGCGCCCAAGUGCCCAUGAACAUGCUGAUAACCGGCUGCAUGAUGACGUUUUACAAGUCCACGCCGGCCGUGAUAUUCUGGCAAUGGAUCAAUCAGUCGUUCAACGCUAUAGUGAACUACACGAACCGCAGCGGCUCCAACCCGAUCUCGACGGAGACGUUGACCCGGAGCUACGUCGGUGCCACCGGCGGCGCCGUCAUCACGGCGCUGAGCCUGAAUCGUCUGGCCCAGCAUGGGCCGCCAUUGGCGGGCCGUUUGGUGCCUUUGGCGGCCGUCGCAGCCGCUAAUUGCGUGAACAUUCCUCUCAUGAGGAUCACCGAACUGCAGAACGGUAUCGAAUUGCAGAACGCGGAAGGCACGAAGGUCGGCCAGAGCAAGCGGGCGGCGAAGCAGGCGAUCAUGUCAGUCACGUUAUCGCGAAUACUAAUGGCUUCCCCGAGCAUGAUAAUAGCGCCGAUAGUGAUGAAUUACUUGGACCGGAAGCAGCUGUUGCGUAACAUGAAGUGGGCAGCCGGGCCGAUUCAGGUCCUCAUUUGCGGGGUCUGCCUGACCUUCGCGACGCCGCUCUGCUGCGCCCUUUUCGCGCAGCGCGUACCUAUUCCGGUGCAGCACCUGGAGCCGGAGGUGCGUGACAAGGUGUUGGCUUCGCAUCCCGAAUUGGAUACGGUAUACUACAACAAGGGCCUGUGAAGUCGAGUUGGGACUAGAUCCCCCGGGCGAGUUUCCACGAUUACCUCUACGCACGGUCCAAGAGCGCGGCGUACUGUCUUGAAACUCAGGUACAGACGAAGCAUUCCCACGAGAACGCGGUGCUCGACCGAGAGCGCGCGUUCGUUCAUCGGAGAACCUCCGGCAAAGUUCUACGUGGAAUCCGGUUCGAUCCGACGUCGGGCGACUUGAAGCUCCGCAAAACGAUCGACAUUCCGAGCUGUCAUACGGCGAGAAGCCACCGAAUCAUCGAUAUCGCGCCGAUAUCGGUGGAGAUUCUCUUCCACUUCCACCUUCGCGUAUUAUGUAAUUUCGUAAGUUUGAAAAAAUUCAGGGUUAAACGUGAGAACAGGUAACGAAGACAAUAAAAUAUUGUAUGUGUUCCAGUAA